Molecule: messenger RNA, 3631 nt
Organism: Drosophila erecta
Lineage: Eukaryota; Metazoa; Arthropoda; Insecta; Diptera; Drosophilidae
Gene: step
Product: cytohesin-1
Exons: 9
Coding region: 572-2737 (721 amino acids)
Biological process (GO): regulation of ARF protein signal transduction
Molecular function (GO): guanyl-nucleotide exchange factor activity
Source: RefSeq, a predicted model, not a curated record
UGCCCUCGGUGCAGGCAAUACUCUCGCAGUCUCAGUCUGAGAGCCCUCGCAAUAUGUCGAGGUGACGGAUACGGAAUCGUCGGAGUGCGCGGCCUUUUAAACUGAACCUGAAUAUUAAUUUCUUUACUCUUUUCUUUCGCAUUCUUUUCAUUACUCGAGUGCCAACAAUUUUAUGAAUCACACAUACAAAAAGUGGAAUGAAAAAUAUAUUGUAGCACGCAGCUUCUGUUGUGUUGAAAACUAGUGUGUAAAUUCCAAGUGUUUUGCUGCAAAAUAAUCUAAUAUUAAUAUUUAAUAAUAACCUUUGGUUUAUAUUCGCUGGCCUGUGUACUAAAUAAGUUAGCUGAUAUGAAAAAGCUAUAAGCUAGCAGAUAAAAGUGUUAUCUUAUCUUAUUGUGAGUGCCGUUAGUAGGAAAAAUACGUAUAUUAUUUACAAUAAAAAUAUACGUAUAGAUUGCAAAAAAUUGCAGUCUGCCAUUUGAAUCAUCGGAAUUUUCCAACGUGGCACUAUUGAGGGGCAUGCUUAAGUGCCGCAAUUGUUUCCGAGGAAGAGAGCAAUUGUGCAAGAAGGAUGGCAUCCCUCCACCAGAAGCGUCCCAGCAUAAGUAACUGGUUCUCCUCGCUUCGUCGGCAGCCAAAGAACAAGACGUGCUCCUCCGGCUUGGGAGGAAUGGAAAGUGUUGGCAGAAAGCAGCCGUUGCAAAGGAGCUGCUUUGACCUAUCCGCGAAGCCGGUGGGUUGCGAUGGUGGUGAAAGUGUGGAGUUCUAUGAAUCGGAAUCCCCUGCCAGUCGGCGAAGCAACAGCACUUUCUACAUCAACACCCGGAAUGUAUCGUCUGCUAGUGCUAAAGGCACCCCAGAAAGGGGCCCUAGCAGGGUUUGCGUUCGCUGCUUUUGCAGUUUGAUCACGAAGAGCGGGGACAGAAAAGAAACACCUCCAAUGGCCACGCCCAAGUCGGACAUUAAGAUCACGCUGAAGCCCCCGCCCAAGCCCCGCUCCCCUUCCAUUUCUCCCUACACUAGUGUGGCAACAUAUAACGUAACGAAAUUAGCGCCGGACAGCCCUCUUCCCGCCAGCCCCACAUUAAGCACUCAAACCGUAAAUUGCCGCGAUGUUACCUUGAAGGUCACCGAGGUUCAGCGCCUGCCCUGUGAUGAACCUAACACGGACCUUAUUAGCAAGCGAACGGAGUACCAGCACGAAACCAUCACAACGACAACAAGAACCUUAAUUGUGACGCGACCCGUGGAACUGCUAUUAAAUGGAAAUGGCGAAAUAAUCGCAAGGCGAUCGCCGCGCAAAACGCGCUCUAAUUCCCUGGGCCGCAUGCUAGACGUGGAGAAUGAAAUUGAAACUGGCGUCAACCAUCCCGAGUUGUUUCUGGAAACUGAUCCUAGUUCGAAACACAGUUCACCGCUUACACCCGAUACCUGCGAUAUGCGCUUCAUUGACGAUAGCUGCAACUCGCCAAGUGAGUUCGAGCGGAACUCUUUCAUACAAGAAGCCAACAAAAAUAAUUCAAAGAAUAAUACGAGCAACAGCAAGCGCGACAGUCAGCAAUCGAAUCUGUGCGAGAGCUGCCACACGCUUCUCGAGCGAAAUUGCAUCAAUUCUGAACAGAGUGACAAUCUAGUCAUCCUCAGGCGACCACCAAAGCAAAUUAAAGAUGAGUUGUGCGAGGUUGUAUCGGAAAUGGAGGCGCUGGAUGUACCCGAAGACUGCAAGCAUUCCAAUAAGGAUAAACAGAUGUCCAUUGGGCGUAAAAAGUUUAACAUGGACCCAAAAAAAGGCAUUGAGUAUCUCGUUGAAAACCGGCUACUGCGUCAUGAUCCCCAGGACGUUGCUCACUUUCUCUACAAGGGAGAGGGACUGAAUAAAACGGCCAUUGGCGAUUACCUCGGCGAGAAAAACGAUUUUAAUGAGGAUGUGCUCAAGGCUUUUGUGGCGCUCCACGAUUUCACCAAUCUCAUUCUCGUACAAGCCCUCAGGCAAUUUCUGUGGUCGUUUCGGUUACCCGGCGAGGCACAAAAGAUCGAUCGCAUGAUGGAGACCUUCGCACAGCGCUACUGUCAACUAAAUCCAGAUAUAUUCACCAACACAGACACCUGCUAUGUGCUUAGCUUCGCAAUUAUUAUGCUAAACACCUCACUACACAAUCCAUCUGUUAAAGACAAGCCCACCGUUGAUCAAUUCAUAUCAAUGAAUCGUGGCAUCAACAACGGCGGAGAUUUGCCCCGUGGCCUUCUAGAAUCUCUUUACGAGUCCAUUCGAACGGAGCCAUUUAAAAUACCCCAGGAUGAUGGCAAUGAUUUGAUGCACACCUUCUUCAAUCCCGAUAAGGAGGGCUGGCUGUGGAAGCAAGGCGGCAGAUACAAAUCGUGGAAACGUCGUUGGUUUAUUUUGAACGACAAUUGCUUAUACUAUUUUGAAUACACAACGGAUAAGGAACCACGCGGCAUUAUUCCACUGGAGAACAUAUCGGUGCGCGAAAUUCACGAUCGCAGCAAACCGCACUGCUUUGAGCUGUUUGCGACUGGAGGUGCUGAUAUAAUCAAGGCAUGCAAGACUGACUCUGAGGGCAAAGUGGUAGAGGGCAAGCAUACGGUGUACCGUAUGUCCGCUGCCACGGAGGAAGAUCAACAGGAGUGGAUCAAGCGUUUGACGCAGUCUAUCAGCCAUAAUCCGUUUUAUGACAUUCUGGUACAAAGAAAGAAAAAGGCACUCAGCAAGAGUUAAUAUAAACAAGAAGCUCGACGAAACUUUUGUCUUGGAUCUCAGUGAAACUCUGUUACUGGCGUGUGUUGCUCUCUAACCCUAUUUAAAUAAGUGCAUAUGCAUAUACCAAUUAUAUACGUUGUCUUGUGAGAGUAUUUCCAUGUUGAAUGCCUGUAAAUGCUUUACCUUUCGCAUUGGCACAAUCCCGAAUAAUGUCUUUGUAUUUUGUUUGAUUGACUCGAAACAAGCCAUCACACGCCGCCGCACUUUGUCUCUAUUGUUGUGAUAUAACUUAUUAAAACUUAGCAUAACCGAAAUUAAUAUAAUUGAAAAUUGCAUAAAGUAGAAAUACACAUUUAUUCACAUUUUCAUUAGUGCAAAUUAUGGUUUAGUUUCAUUAUAGACAUAAGUCUUCGAAUAUGGUUUGAAAUUGUAUAACAUAAGUUGUCCCACAACCCACCCUCUAUUAUUAAAAACAUAUCCCAGUCGCCAACAAUGUACUUUAUCUAACAUAUGUGUUUAGAUGUUUGAUGCAAAUGAAAAUAGCAUACAAAUGUUGUUUGACAAUAGUUGACAGCUACAAAAAAAGUCUUAUUGCGAUCUAAAAGAUAAUGCGAACAGCGAAAGUAGAAAAUGUUUAAAGAAAAAAAAUAUUGUUAAAUUAAUAAAUACAAAUCUUAAAUGCAUUUAGUCGGCAAAUUGAUUCUUGAGGAGAAUUUUAAUUACGUGACAUAGUUCUUAUGGAAAGAAAGAUCUAAUUUCAACUAUUGUUACUCAAUGCCAACUUUCACCCUCUUACAAAAUUCGCCCUCUUUUAAACAUUGAAAAACACCCGUUCAUCAUUUGAAGUGUUUAAAAAAUAUAUUUUAUUUAAAAUUUGCUUAUUUGAAUAGAGGGAAACGGUCGAAACGCAAC